Messenger RNA from Tarenaya hassleriana, 309 nucleotides. RefSeq lists its product as uncharacterized. The transcript has a single exon. The coding region runs from base 1 to 309 and encodes 102 amino acids. NCBI's taxonomy places the organism in Eukaryota, Viridiplantae, Streptophyta, Magnoliopsida, Brassicales, Cleomaceae. The record is from RefSeq and is a predicted model, not a curated record.
AUGGGCAACUGUAUGAACGGGAGCCACAUUAAGACAGUCGAAGAAGAGAAACAAGAUGUGAAAAAAGAUUACAAAGGGAAGGAUCGGAAGGUGAAGAUCAUUCUGACGAAAGAUGAGUUGGAGAAAAUUAUAAUGUUCCAACUGAACGCCGAAGGCGGCAAAGGAGGGGACGGCAGCGCGUUGAGUUCAAUCGCCGAUUUCCUCAGAGAGUUGGAGGCGGAGAGAUCUGCCGCUGACUCCGAAGCUCGCCGGAGGUGGAGGCCGUCUUUGGACAGGAUCAUGGAGUGGACAGAAGAUGAAUUUCCUUAA